AUGUCUAGUUUAUCGUUCAAUCAACAGUCUAUUUUACAUGUGAAGAAAACCUUGAUUUUACAAAAGACUGCGGUGAUUGGUAAUCAUACAAUUGACUGCCAUUUGGCAAGGAUCGUUGCUGGCAAUGCGGAAAAUUUGCAGCCAUAUCUUGAAUCAAUGUACACUAUUCUACAACCCGACAAUCGUCUCACGUUGAUGGUCCAAUUGGAAAGUGGUUUUCCAAAUCGUUUUCGUUACCUAGUCAUUAUUACAUGUAUCGGUAAACAACAAACAGAAGAAUCGGCUCUUCUUGGUUUCGAUGUUACUUCAAGUGAAAUUACAAUUGGUAUGACAUUACCUAUACGGGCCGAUUUGGAUAUUUCACUUGAUGGUGAUGGUGGUUUCAAGGUAACUUCAUACGAUCAGUGUUAUAUGUUCAAACCGGUGAGUGUUCAAGCUCUGUGGACUGCCUAUCAGAGUUUACACAAAGCAUCAAAUCAAGCUCGUCAUUACAAUUACAUAACUAAUACUGGUGUUACACAUGGUUGGUUAGAAUAUUAUCGUCAUAUAGAUUUACGAUCAAAUCAAAUCUAUAUUAAUGAAUGGAAUCAAAUGAAUGAUAUAUUAUCACAUCGUAGUGAUUCACCACAUCUAUAUCAACCAUUGUCAUCAGAUGAAGAAGCCCUUCGUACUCGAAUAAAUGUUAAACUAAAAGAACUUAUGCUACAAGUUGAUCUUGAUCAAGUAACACCGAAGUUUUUACGAGAACAAUUAGAAAAUGCAUUUGAAAUGUCACUAUCAUCGUAUAAACAAUAUAUUGAUGACGAAAUGCUUCAAAUUCUUGCACAAAUGGAUAAAUCAACAAUGAUUUUACCACAUCUUUAUCUUGGUUCAGAAUGGAAUGCAUCAAAUUUUGAAGAAUUAAAAGCAAAUAAUAUUGGCUAUGUUCUAAAUGUUUCACGUGAAAUAGAUAAUUUUUUUCCUGGACAUUUUAAAUAUUUAAAUGUUCGUGUUCAUGAUCAUGAUGAUGCAGAUCUAUUAAAAGAAUGGGAAAAAACGUUCCGAUUUAUAAAUGAAGCAAAACUAAAUAAUCAAUCUUGUUUAGUUCAUUGUAAAAUGGGUAUUAGUCGAUCUGCAUCAACGGUAUUAGCAUAUUUAAUGAAAGAAAAUAAUCAUUCAUUGGUUGACGCUUUGGAACAUGUAAAACAACGACGAUCAUGUGUAAAUCCAAAUGGUGGAUUUCGCAAUCAAUUACUUAUUUAUGAAGGAAUAUUAGCAGCGCAUAAAACAUUUCGAAGUAAAUUAAAUGAUUGUCAAAUAACAACAACGGCUAAAACGAUGUCGACUACACCAACACCUAUUGAAUCAUUAUCAUCUGUAUCAGAAGAUUUAAUGGUUUUGUUGAGAAAAAAAUCACCGAAUAAAAUUUAUGGUGGAACUAUACAUCCGAAUUCGUUGACUUAA
Molecule: messenger RNA, 1443 nt
Organism: Rotaria socialis
Lineage: Eukaryota; Metazoa; Rotifera; Eurotatoria; Philodinida; Philodinidae
Source: the annotation of a GenBank genome assembly